GUAAAGCAGUACACGCACGGAGGCAUGUUGACGUUUAAGUUGGAGGUUAUUGAAUUCUGCGUGGUUACGGGAGCUUAUUAUCAUUGAGUUAAUCAAACUCAUCCAACGAAAUCAACAAGCAGCUUGAUGCCUGCGUCUUUUCCAUAUUUUAUUAAUUUAGCAUCUUUAGUUUGAAAACGUCUACACUUUCUCUUGGCUAACUAGCUGAGUAGCUAACCAGUAAUUUAAGAUGUGCAGGACUCGCAUGAUUUCUGGAAAUAAAAAAACCUAAAUGGUGGUUUUACGUUCAGUGUUCGACAUCACAUGUAUAUCUACGAGUUGGUACAUUAGACUGUAUGACUAAGUAGAUUAAUUAGCGAGCCAGUUGGAGCAAUGGAUCCAUUGAAUACUCUCUCGAAUUUCGAAUCAGAGAUGGAACCUGAUAGUCAGAGCAGUUAUUCAUUAUUCCCUGCCCUGGACAGUAUGACUGGUUUAGUGGGGACUUCUGACACUCUCGAAACGGAACAAACCAGUGAUGUUGUUGACAAACCUAACCUUACCUGGCUGGAUGCUGCACAGAUCGUGCUUGAAGAAGCUGGACGUCCAAUGCACAUCAAAGAGAUAAAACAAAGAAUCAUUGACCGGGGACUCGUACAGUCUAAUGCAAAAUCAAGCUUGGAAGCAGUAAUGUAUCGAGAGACUCAGAAAGGGAGCAGGCGCUUCAAGAGGAUUGAGAACAGGAAUGGAGUCUUUGCGCUGUUGACAGAUGAGGAGCGGCAGCAGGCGCUGCAGGUAACCUUCUCCAGCACAGGCUCUGGGGGGCCCUUACUGCCCUCCCCCCCAUCGGGGGCCUCAGAGGUUCGACCUAAGGCCAAGAAGAACCCUCGCAAGAACCAGAACGAGAAGUAUCGGCUCAAGUACCUGAGACUCCGUAGGGCUGCACGCGCCAUGAUCUUUGAGAAUGCAGCUCUGUGUGAUGAGGUCGCACAUCUGGAGGAGAAGUUUGUACGUGCCAAAGAGGAGCGGAGGUUUCUUUUGAAGACACUGCUGCAAUACCAGUCAGUGUCGGACAGCGACUUUACCAGUGGGCCAAGUGGAAGCGGGCAUGUCCCAGCAGGCUUUGCCUCCAGCGGGGCCUCCGGGUGCCAAGGCCUGGGGCCCGGGGCCUCCUCUGCUGAGGAGGGCACCCCGAAAAGGCCCAAGAAGGAGCGCAAGGAGAGAGGGAGGGAGAACGGAAGAGAGGAAGUUCCCAGGAAGAUAUCUAAGAAGCGAAAGGUCGCAGAGGGAGGGGUGCGGAGGCUGGUCCAGCCAAUCCCAUUGGACUCCACUGGACGGCCUGUGUUUCCCAUCGUGCUAGGUGGCCUGACCGUCUACAGCCUUGGGGAGAUCAUCACAGACCGCGUUCACUUUCAUGACGAUAGUGCUAUCUAUCCUGUGGGCUUCUGCAGUACGCGGGUGUUUGCCAGCAUGAAAAGUCCAGACCAGCAGUGUUUGUAUACAUGCCAGAUCAAAGAUGGAGUUACUGGCCCUCAGUUUGAGAUAGUUCCAGAAGAUGACCCCCAGAAUGCCAUAGUGGCCUCGUCAGCGCUCGCGUGUCACACCAACCUGCUGAAAGCAAUCACGGCCAUCAGGGGUAAGCCACUGGUCCCUAUAGUGCCAUCUGGAGCAGACUUCUUUGGCUUUUCACACCCAACCAUCCAGAAUCUCGUUCAGAGUUGCCCUGGAGCACGCAAGUGUAGCAACUACCGUUGGGUUCGGUUUGAGGUGUGUCGUCUGGGUGACGGGCAGGUACCACACACACUCUCGGAGGACGACGCGUCUGUGAACUUUGAGGCGUUUCAGCGGCAGCAGCAAGGCUUCAGUGGCGGCACAUCGCCAGAGCGACCGGCCAGUGCCAUCUCUGGUCGGCCCCCACAGGCCCCUGGCGCUUCCCAUCAUCAUCUCCUGAGUACUGGAGCUUUGCCACCAGCGGCCUCCUCCUCACAGUUUGGGACGUAACAUGAUCCGUCACCUACUCAAGCAAGCAGGCACCAGGGCCAUGGCCAGCUUGUGUAGGAAGGACCAGUCAGUCAUCCUCUUUCAGAACAGCCUCUUAUUAUUUUUGGAAUGACAAGUUUUGUGUGUGUGUGCGUGUGUGUGUGUGUCCCUCUGUGAAGGCUCUUUGGUUUUCUUUGAUUUAUUACUGGUGACGCAUAAACAGGAUAAAUCUCCAAAUUAACUAUGAAGCCCCCUUCCACCACCUGGCAUUCUGGUCUUUGUCUUUAUAAGGACUUCCUGGGGAAAUAACUUUGAAGAUAUCAGCAGAUUCCAUCACUCAUCACAUGACCACAUGGCCAUUCCAACCACUACAGAGAGUCUCAAGUGAAAAUUUCCCGACACACCACCCAACCUUCCUUUAUCACUGCCAGGAGCACCCACCCACGCACACAUUCCUUCCAUUAGGACAUUUUUCUGAUUACUGCAUGGAACUGUUUUCUAUUUCUAGGUGGGGAAUGAAUAAACAAAAAAAGAGAAACACCACCCACUACAGGAACCCACCCACUAGCCACCACCCUCCUGUAACCAAUUAUCUCUUUAAACACAAAUUAUUUACAUGUUUAACCGCAGAAUGCUCUCUGAAGAGUAGAAAACUGACCGUAACAGAAUUUUAGGAAUCUGGAUCUUUGGUGGCAUAAAAUCAAUGGUCUCACCUUCUGGCUCUGAGUGUAUGUGUAAAUGUUUACAUUAACAAAAACAUGCCAAGGACCACAUGUCUUCAGUCAUCAAAUUGUGUCAGCAACAACAUUUCAUAAAGGUAAAUAAAUGCUGAGAUGCACAACCCUCAGCACAACUCCCA
Sardina pilchardus (European sardine) is the source of this 2815-nucleotide messenger RNA. It is a transcript of the gene fyrd1, whose product is annotated as transforming growth factor beta regulator 1. Gene Ontology annotation, biological process: regulation of cell cycle; regulation of DNA-templated transcription. The coding region runs from base 373 to 1977 and encodes 534 amino acids. The transcript is spliced from 15 exons. NCBI's taxonomy places the organism in Eukaryota, Metazoa, Chordata, Actinopteri, Clupeiformes, Clupeidae. The record is from RefSeq and is a predicted model, not a curated record. Gene Ontology annotation, cellular component: nucleus.